Syngnathus typhle (broad-nosed pipefish) is the source of this 1069-nucleotide messenger RNA. Its product is annotated as cytokine-inducible SH2-containing protein-like. Gene Ontology annotation, cellular component: phosphatidylinositol 3-kinase complex. Gene Ontology annotation, biological process: intracellular signal transduction; phosphatidylinositol phosphate biosynthetic process. The transcript has 3 exons. NCBI's taxonomy places the organism in Eukaryota, Metazoa, Chordata, Actinopteri, Syngnathiformes, Syngnathidae. The record is from RefSeq and is a predicted model, not a curated record. The coding region runs from base 183 to 833 and encodes 216 amino acids. Gene Ontology annotation, molecular function: 1-phosphatidylinositol-3-kinase regulator activity.
AAUCGCGUGUCAGCUGCACUGAAACGCAAAACCUUUCUGGCAAAGCAGAUUCCUGGAACCUCUGCUAGUUUCACGCAAACUCACUUGUUUUCUGGGUCCGAGCUUCAGUGAAAUUAGGAUCCGUACGGGCGAUUUCGCUGGAUUUUGCCUUCAAUUUUUAUGAUUAAAUUGUGAUCAAAGACAUGGUUUCCCCGGCUGUGACCACAACCCAUCAUGUGGACCCGGGUCCGUGCAGCACAUAUCCACCCCAGACCCCCUGCAAUCAAGAUGAGGAUCUGUCCUGCAUCGCCACCACCUUCCAAUAUUUACAAACCUCAGGCUGGUAUUGGGGUUCCAUCUCGGCAAGUCAAGCUCGGGAAAAACUCUUGGCAAAGUCUGAAGGUACGUUCCUGGUGCGGGACAGCAGUCACCCUCAGUACAUGGUGGCGCUGUCAGUGAUGACCCACUGUGGUCCGACCAGCGUCCGAAUACAAUACAAGAGCGGUUCUUUCUGGCUGGACUCUCUCAAUCCCGAGCUGCCUCACCUGCAGUCCUUCCCCGACGUGGUCAGUCUCGUCCAGCGCUACAUUAGCUCGGGACACACACCCCAAGGCCGGACGGCAUCUGAGAACAAUCACCUCUCCAAGAUAUCCCCUGAUCACCUCCAGUCCUCCCCUGCCAAGGACAGCGGCGUGAUCCUGAGGCUGUCGCGUCCACUUCACAAACCAGAGACAUUCCCGCCAUUGCAGCACCUGGCACGACUCAUCAUCAACAGAAAUACAAACUGCCCCCAGCAGCUGCCCCUCCCCAAGCCUCUUCUGAACUACUUGCACGACUACCCUUUCCAUAUAUGAGGGUCUCUGAGACAGGUCUAUGGGUGGGAUCAGCAACUAAGCAGGUGUUGAGAGAUUCACGGAAUGUAGGAUGACGGAAUAUUUUUGUCCUCCACAAUGGCCUUAUGACACACAAGGCUUCUGUUUUCAUCUUCCUCAGGCUUAGUGUUUUCCAAAAAUUCAAUUUUAAUGACUGUAAAGAGUGAUCGUCUUACUGUACAGUGUUUGAAGAGGAAAUAAAGGAGGUUCUGUAUUCA